This is a messenger RNA of Myotis brandtii (Brandt's bat), 634 nucleotides long. It is a transcript of the gene SPMIP3, whose product is annotated as chromosome unknown open reading frame, human C1orf100. The record is from RefSeq and is a predicted model, not a curated record. Bases 128 to 544 code for a protein of 138 amino acids. The transcript has 5 exons. Lineage: Eukaryota; Metazoa; Chordata; Mammalia; Chiroptera; Vespertilionidae.
GGAUCAAGUCCCCUAACUCUGCAGGGGGCCCUAGCUGUGCAUCCAACUCCUGGAGGCAGCCCAGAGGGCCCCUCUUUAAAGCAAGAAGGUCUCCAACUACUGCAGCCCGAGCAGAAUCCCACUCAUCAUGACCGCCAUCCGGCUACGACAAUUUGUUGACCGCCACCCAGUGAUCCCACCCAGCCCAUUCAUUGCUCAUCAAGGCAAGGACCUCCUCGGCUACCUCCCUGGGCAGCUGGCACGAAUCCAUGUUGAUUCCAGUGUAAAGAGCUCUCCCAGAUCUCUCAUAGACUUGGCCAUGCCACCCGAGGAGAAACGUCAGUGUCAGCCUCAGCUAGACCAACAAACUCUCAUCCGAUAUAUUUGUUUUCAAAGACACUCCAAGCCUGCCGAAGCAUGGUACAAAGAAACCACGUACCAAAAACACUAUUCGCUGCCAUUUUACGUGCUUGAUUGGGACCAGAAAUUAGGCACAAUUUCCUCGAAUCCUCGACCAAUCAAUUCACUACCGGAGUUCUGCUGUUGUGAAGAGAGGUGGCGCUGAAAUAAAAGCUUUAAACCAAAAUAGCUAUGGUGCUUGAAAACAUUUGGCGUUCUUAGGUGACUCUUUUAGACUAAAACCAUGAUAACAGAC